Suricata suricatta (meerkat) is the source of this 592-nucleotide messenger RNA. RefSeq names its product barrier to autointegration factor 2 (gene BANF2). The coding region runs from base 214 to 537 and encodes 107 amino acids. The record is from RefSeq and is a predicted model, not a curated record. Gene Ontology annotation, molecular function: DNA binding. The transcript is spliced from 4 exons. Lineage: Eukaryota; Metazoa; Chordata; Mammalia; Carnivora; Herpestidae.
AGGCCUGACUCGUCCCUGGGCCCAGGAUAUGCAAGCCUACCCUCCCAGGGCUAGCCUGCACUAACAGGGCCCCGGCAACCACCGAGACAAGCUGACCUGUGGCGCCGACCAGCCAGGCGCUCUGGGCCCAGUCUGCCACCUGUCCUAGCUCCCUGGGCAAAGGUCACCUACGUGCUCGAUAGAGGCUCCAGGGCAGGGAGGCCAAGCUCUCAGAUGGCACAUCCACUAGAGGAUCGCUCUGAGUCCCAACUGGGGACAAAGAAGAUGGAUCACAUGUCUCCCAGGCUAAGAGCCUUCCUCUCUGAACCCAUUGGAGAAAAGGAUGUUGCCUGGGUGGACGGGAUCAGCCGUGAGCUUGCAAUCAAUUUGGUCACCAAAGGUUUCAACAAGGCCUACAUCCUGUUGGGACAGUUCCUUCUGAUGCACAAGAAUGAGGCCGAGUUUCAGAAGUGGCUCAUUUGUUGUUGCGGCGCCACCGAGUAUGAGGCCCAGGAGAGUUCCAACUGUCUGAAGGAGUGGUGUUCCUGCUUCCUGUAAACACCCCCCCCCCCUUACUCUGAUGCCUGGGUAAACAACACACUCUGUACUGACA